This is a messenger RNA of Bactrocera oleae (olive fruit fly), 5520 nucleotides long. It is a transcript of the gene Elp1, whose product is annotated as elongator complex protein 1. Gene Ontology annotation, molecular function: protein binding; tRNA binding. Gene Ontology annotation, biological process: tRNA wobble base 5-methoxycarbonylmethyl-2-thiouridinylation. The record is from RefSeq and is a predicted model, not a curated record. NCBI's taxonomy places the organism in Eukaryota, Metazoa, Arthropoda, Insecta, Diptera, Tephritidae. Gene Ontology annotation, cellular component: elongator holoenzyme complex; cytosol.
UGCUUAUUUGGUGUUAUGAUUUUGGCGAUAAUUAAUAAAUUCCCUGUAUGCUUUUAAUUAGUUGACAGUAGUUUUGAUUGUUUUAGAAUUAUCCAGCUGAAAUAUUUUUAAUGGCAAUGUAUAUUUUGUUCGCACUAGUGCUUAUAUAUUUAAACAAUUAGAAAACAUUUCCAACACACUUUUUCCACUUACACUGAAUUGCUUUCGCUGUAAAACUUUAGCACUUAUCAUAAAAUUUUUUUGCUGUGGUUGUGGAAUUUUUCACAUAAAUUGUUUUUUACUUUUUCACUUUUGCAUUCGCGUUACCGUCUCGUUUUUCUCGUUUAUUCGCUCUACUCUUCACGUCUUCAUUGCUGCACACCUUACAACCACGGAUAAUUACAAGUGGAAAAAUAAGGUAAAAGAAAUUGACAAAUACUAGGCAAAAGACGGCCCACAGAAAUUCUUGGUGCACCUUCUAAUUGGAAUUUAACAUAUAUAAUUUUAGAUUUCAUACUUUGCUAUGAAAUUGUCGAUAUUUACAAUUUAUAGUUUAAGCAACACAACACGUUAAAUCACUAUUUUAUUAUAUUUUCGUGGCGUUAUUGCGUCCGUAAACUCACAAAAUAAAUAUUUUAGUACCGUUUUUGGGGAAAAUACUUACACGCCUCCAGUAUUACCAACCAUACAAUAUAACCCACCACCUAUCCAUUGGAUCAUUGGAUCAAAUUUGGUACAAUGAAAGACUAUAAAGUGGAUGGUGAAGAAGGUUUGUGUAUGAGAUGAAUAUAACUUCCACAAACUAUACUAUCAAAAAUGUUUGAAAAUUUUGCCUCAUAAAAAAUUUAUAUAUUUUUGAUAUUCAGUUUUAUUUAAGAAAUUAAAUAAAACAUUAAAUUCGAAAUCUUACAGCGAAUUCAACCAAUUAAUAGCAAAUUUCAUUGUAAUAUUUAGAGUUAGGUAUAUUUUGUAAGAAAACAUCAGAAUAAAUUAUAAACAAAUGCCGAUAUUAAUGUAAAAGAGGAAACUGCAAACAUUACUAAGGUUCAAUAACUUAGAUGUAUUAAAAUAAUUUAAUUAAAUCAGUUAAAGCGAGCUAUGAAAAAGAUAUUAUAAUAUUGGCAAUUUGUAAACAACUACUUCCCAUUAGAUGCUGCAGUGUACAAAGUUGUCAAAACACCAGAUGAUGACAGCUGUGCACGUUUCGGUCAUGGUAAAUACCUGUGCAAUGUUUUUGGCAGCCAUUGUUCGUGUUACUAUAUUUUUGCCGAUAUUUAAGUUAAUUUUUGGAAGUAAUUGAUAAUUGAUUUAAUAAUUUGUGUUAGAAAUGCGUAAUCUGAAGUUAAAAUCGUGCAAACAAUUGGGUGUCAAAGUGCACAAUGUUAAACAAAUUUUAUUAAAUCCAAAUAUAAGCCCCAAGGAAACUGACGAAAGCGUCCAUGUAGUUUCCGACGAUAAGCUUUAUGAGAUAAAAACAGUCACAGGCAGGAUAAAAGAGAUCGCCGCGGUUCCAGGAAUUGUAGCGGCGGAGUACUUAGCUCUAAAUGAUGAGAUAUGUCUGGCCACAGAAGGAGGUGAAGUGCUAGCUGUAUCAUCAAGCUCAGGCGCCAUUAACGAAUGCACAUUUUGUGAUAUUGGAUUGAAAAAUAUGUCAUGGAGUCCAGAUCAAGAAGUUGCCGUUUUUAUAACAAAGGCAGACACACUUGUUGUUAUGACCUGCACUUACGACGUCAUAAAUGAACAUAUGUUUAAAGAAAAUUGCGAUCCUGAAAGUCAGUUUGUUAACGUUGGUUGGGGUAAAAAAGAAACGCAGUUUCAUGGAAGCGAAGGUAAAGCGGCAGCUAAACAAAAAAGCGAUUUCAAACCACCGGAGAAUGUAGAGGAGCUACCGCAGAAUAUUGAAAUUACCUGGCGCGCUGAUAGUAGUUACUUUGCAGUGUCUUUUGUCAAUAAUGAAGUUGGACGUAUGUUUAAAAUUUUCAAAAAGGAGGGCGAAUUAGUAUACAUUUCCGAACGUUCACAAGGUUUGCAAUAUCCGGUUGCUUGGCGACCUUCAGGUAACUGGAUCGCUAUGCCACAGAUACUACCCAAUAAAAGUACUAUCUCGCUUUUCGAGAAAAACGGUUUGCGACAUCGUGAAAUUACACUGCCAUUCGAAAUUGAAGAAGAACCCAUACAGUCUUUACGUUGGAGUAACGAUUCAGAUAUCUUAGCUGUAGAAACAUUAGAUCCAUCCACCAAAAAGCAAUAUAUUUACCUCUAUACCAUCGGUAAUUAUCAUUGGUAUCUGAAGCAAGUACUUACUUUUGAGCAAACGGAUCGCAUUGCUUAUCACUGUUGGGAUCAGCGUAUAGGCGAGGAAAAGACUUUGCACAUAUUGCUAGAAAAUGGUCGUUGUCUUAUUUAUCGCUGGUAUUUUGAUUUCGAUCGCUUUGCACGAAGUGGCCUUGUUGUUGUAAUAGACGGUGCAAAAUUACUGUUCACCGACUUUUCCAAAGCGAUUCCACCACCGCCGAUGUGUAGCAAAGAAUUUCAAACAGACGCUUAUAUCAAUGCCAUUGCCAUGAUAAAAGCCAACGAUGGGAAUUUGCUAUUGUGCGUUUACGACGCAAAAGAGCGCAUUCAGCUGUUUAAUGUGAUCAUCGGCACUAAUUCCAUAUCCUUCACAAAGAUCUGCAUUUUUCAAAGGCAAGAGCCCGAACUAGAGAGACACUGGACACCACCGGUAGAGCUGGGUAAUUUCUUCUUGCUUGACGAAGAUCAUUUUGUAGCCACAGUAAACAUUGCUGAAAAGAGCAUAGUGUUUCUGUUUCGUUUAUUGUUUGAGACGAAAUCUUACAAGACGAUCAGCAGUUUAAAACUGAACAGCGGCGCUGUUUGCAGUUGCAUGGGUUUCGAAACUUUGCAACAAUUCUUCAUGCAAACACUUAAUGGCAAAGUGUACCAAAUAUCAAUAAACAAUGAGCCAACACUUAAGCUUGACAAGGUUUACCAACAAUUGGACCAUGGUGUAUUGACUAUGGAAUGGUGUAGGGCACAGUCGGCACAAGACUGUCUCAUUUCAUUGCUGUACAAUCAGCGUUUGUACAUUGAUAACGAAUUGUUGGCCGGCGAUGUGACCUCAUUCUGCUUGGCCGGCAAUUACUUGGCUUACACAAAGUUAACCGAGUUGAAUUUCGUUUUACUCUCUACACGCCAACAUGCCUAUAAGCGUAAUAUGGAGCGUGGCGGCAGACUAGUGACCACUAUAGCGAAUGAUGCUCGCGUCGUGCUACAAAUGCCACGCGGAAAUUUGGAAGUCAUUUGCCCGCGUGUGCUUGCCUUAGAGAUUAUCGGUCAAAUGCUCGAUCAGCGGCGCUAUCGUGAAGCGUUCAACAUGCUGCGCAAGCAACGCAUAAAUUUUAAUAUUAUUUGUGAUCACAAUAUGGUUAACUUUGUAAAAAAUUUGAACGUUUUCUUUAGGCAGAUAAGAAAUCCGCAAUUGCUAAAUCUUUUCCUAAACGAUCUGCAGAAUGAGGACUACUCCAAAACCAUGUAUGCCUGCAACUACACUGCAGCACAACAAACAUACCCAGAAGGCUUCGAAAUCACAUCUAAGGUGAAUUAUAUCUGCACGAUGUUGUACAAAUAUAUGUCAGAAGACGACCCGGAGCAUUUUCGUUUGCCCAUUAUUACGGGUUUUGUGAAAAUAGGUAAGGUGGAGGAAGCACUGCGGCUAGUCUGGGAAGCUAAGAAGCAACAAAAUUUACACGCUAAAUAUGUCGAUAAUUCUAUGUUGCGCUCAGCCGAAGAGGCGCUCAAACAUCUGCUCUACUUGGUUGAUGUAAACGAAUUAUAUAAUGUUGCGCUGGGCACAUACGAUUUCGAUUUGGUGCUUUAUGUAGCGGAAAAGUCUCAAAAAGACCCCAAAGAAUUUCUACCAUUCCUUAACGAACUAAAGCAGUUGGAAAUGAAUUAUCGUCAUUACAAAAUUGAUUUGCAUCUGAAGCGUUACGAUAAGGCAUUGGAGAAUAUCGCUAAAUGUGGACCUGAAAAAAUCGACGAAGCUUUGGAGUUUAUGAAUCAACAUCUUCUUUAUAAAAAGGGUUUGAAGUGCUAUGAAAAUUGUGAGCAUUUGACUGAGCUAGAAAAGGAAAGUCGACAUAAAUGUCAUAUGCGCAUCUGCUUGGCCUUUGCGGAUCACUUGCGCACUGAGAACGAUCUCGCUAGUGCGAGCAUUAUGUACGAGCGCGGCGGCAAUCUCGCACAAGCGCUACUCUGUUCCAAACACAUAUUGGAUUGGCAACGUGUGCUGAUGUUGGCGCAAAGGGAUACAAAGGAUGCACAGGAUGUAGGCACAGUGGUGCUCUCUAUGUUGCCAGCUUUACUUGAACAGGGGCACUAUCAGGUCGCACAUGAGCUACAAAAGACUUAUGGCAAAAACUUUAAGCAAGCAAUCAAGUGCCUCGUGAAGGGUCAUCUCUACUUCCAAGCGAUUGUGGAAGUGAGUGUAAACAGCGAAGAAGUUGCGUUAUUAGAGCAAUAUGUCAAGCCAAAGUUGCUCGCAUACGUCAAGCAACUACAAGAGCAGUUGUCGGAUGAUGAAACAGAUUUUAUUGCUCACAAGAAACGUUUGCAUGAUGUUCGCUUGUUUGCGCAACUCAAGCGCACUGGUUUCUUAAAUAACGAUGAAGUGGUUGAUAUUGACGAAGCCGACUUACUCUCCGACACUACUAGUAUGCGCUCAUCGCGCUAUACUGGAAGCUCUCAAGGCACCGGCAAAACAUUCUGUUCGGCCAAAAAUCGUCGUAAACACGAACGUAAGUUACUUAGCUUAAAGCCCGGCAAUCCAUUCGAAGAUAUCGCACUCAUUGAUGCGCUGCACAAUGAAGUCAUGAAGUUGGUCAAUCAGCAGGAACAAGUGCGUGACACAUGCAAAGCCUUAAUAAAAUUACAAAUGAACGAGCUGGCAUCGUCGUUACAAAAGCAAUAUGCACAAAUACUCACACUGCUGCAAGACUCCUUCGAUACGAUAUGGACUGAAGAAAUGGCCAAUGCACAUACUAUGCAGUACAAGCAAUCACCUUACACCGAUUACACACAAUUGCAAAAUGAACAACGCUACGCAUUGUUGGCUCCGCACAAACGUUUUAAGCCGCAAAUAAACAUUAUCGAUUGGAUGUGUGAAGUACUUGCUUAGACAUAUAAAUAUACGUUACUACUGUAUAAAUUUUAAUCAUAACAAUAACAAUAAUAAUAAUAAUAUAAACACACAUUUAAGCUGCAUGCACACUUUGUCUGGCCGGGCAGCGUGUAAUCGCCUGGCUAGUAUGAAUAAACGUAAAAUACUUUAGCAAUUAAUCAAAUCUGUAUUUACAAGCAAAAAUUGUAUGUAACAGCAAUCAAAAGCAUUGAAUUAUAAAAAAGGUAUGUAUACUCAUGCAUAUGUUUGUAGUAUUUGUCAGAUAUUUUGUACAUACCUUGUUAAUAAAAACCGAGAGUGAAAUUUUGUUUAGCUAAAUGCAAAAAUUUAUGCAAAACAAAUUUUCUUUUUCAUAGAAA